AUGUACGAAGGGAUUGACAACCUGAAAUCCCUUUACGACCGUGCCGGGAAGACUUUCUCCAGCGUUCCUUCUGCGGCACAGGAUGUGCCGCGUCGUACUGCUCGACCAGACCCAGUACGUCAACCAUUAGUCGGGAGCGGGGCUCCCAAGUAUCCCAGGACGGGGGAUAGCCGCGCCACCGGAAGAGGUAACUCGUCCGACGUCCGUUCACAUCGCGGUGUUUCAAUAGCUGCUCAACCAGAUAGCGCUGGCCACCGCGAAAGUCCUCCAAUGGAGGUGGAGGUGGAGGGAAGACGCUCUCCAGACUAUCGUGGGGGAGCGUGUGUUCCCGAGAGCUUCUUUGAUCGCGUAUCUCUUUCGUUGCGCGGCGACCUCGAGCAUGAGCGGGAUAGGCGUCUCCAGCUGGCGGACACUGUCUUGAAGCAUCGAGCUGAGUUUGCCUUUGCUCAGCUCGAGAACGAGAGAUCACUGACAUCUCUUCGUGACGAGCUAAGGGUAGCUCGUGGGAUUGUUGAUCGGUCUCGGGAUGAGAUAGCUGCUCUUCAGACCCUUGUCGAUGCCCACCAUCAGGAGCACAAGGCUCUCUGCGAGAUGCUUGAGCGCAAGGGCGUUCUUCAUCGGAAGAAGCAGCGUACUGAUGGUACGGCUUAA
Molecule: messenger RNA, 651 nt
Organism: Peronospora matthiolae
Lineage: Eukaryota; Oomycota; Peronosporomycetes; Peronosporales; Peronosporaceae
Source: the annotation of a GenBank genome assembly